This is a messenger RNA of Carcharodon carcharias (great white shark), 1089 nucleotides long. Its product is annotated as short coiled-coil protein. Bases 106 to 471 code for a protein of 121 amino acids. NCBI's taxonomy places the organism in Eukaryota, Metazoa, Chordata, Chondrichthyes, Lamniformes, Lamnidae. The transcript is spliced from 4 exons. Gene Ontology annotation, cellular component: trans-Golgi network. The record is from RefSeq and is a predicted model, not a curated record.
AGCAAUCAUUCAGCUGAAAGAAGACCGGCACGUCUUGAACAAGUCAUUUCUGGCUCCACUUUAGUGGUUAGGGUAUUGCUGUUCGCUCAAACUUGAAAGAGUGGCAUGGAUCAAACCGAGAGUGCAGAAGAGGACGGCGUGUUCACGACCAUUUCUUUAGCCAAUGAUUCGGUAGAUUCUGGAUCAACCGUCUGUGAUUCAAAACUCGACUGUGAACAGGUCAUGAUGAAUGCAGAUAUGGAAGUAAUUGACCCUGAGAACCAAGUAGAAUUAGAAGAGAAAACACGACUGAUUAAUCAAGUGUUGGAACUUCAACACACUUUAGAAGAGCUGUCUGCACGCGUGGAUGCUGUAAAAGAAGAGAAUCUGAAACUAAAGUCUGAAAAUCAAGUUCUCGGGCAGUACAUAGAAAAUCUCAUGUCGGCUUCUAGCGUUUUCCAGACAACAGACACAAAAAGCAAACGAAAGUAAGGGCCAGUUUGAUUUGGUCAUCAGAAUUGGGAUGUGUACACACAUUCUCUUUCUAGAAUGUCAAGUGAUUUGCUUCAGUUUCUUAAGAUGUCUGACUAAUUCAACUUGACUGGCCUGGAAUAACAGAUUUUUAAAAAGUUGUUGCUUUUUUUCGUUUAACCUCCAUGGCCUGAAUUCAUCUAAGGAUGCAUUUUUAGGAAAUUUUGAGCAUGGCUUGUUGCCCCUUGUUAACAGGUUUACACUUGGAAAUAUGUUGUAGCAUAAUCGUUCAGACCCAGUAAUAUCAAAAUGGUUCCAUGAUUAUUACAGCACAGUGGGUUUUUUUGGAGAGUGUGGUCUAUAAAGGGAUGCUACAGUUUUGAUACUGAUUCUGGGGCUUCAGUGUAAUUUACAUGUUGCUGUUGCCUCUAGUUUAACUUGAACUAGGUACAAAGCAUAAUUUAGAUUAAGAAAAACAUAGUGCAAUAUAAUGUCAACACUAGAAAAGUGAAUUGUCUUAACUUUGUAUAUGCUGAUCAGUAAAUGCCACCUGGUGACCUCCUUUGUGUACAGUGAUAUGCUUACCUUACAUUUUUGCUAUAUGUAUUUGCCGUAAUAAAACAUUAAUUUUUUAAACUA